AUGGAGUACCUACCUAGUCUUCAACAGGAGUUCGACGAGCACAAGCCGUCGCUCUUCGAACUUCUCGCGGAACAACAGCUCUCCGAUCUCCUACCCCCAUCGCUCCGCUACCUCCUUGCGGUCGCAACACACCGCCACCCUCGCUACCUCCUCCGGAUUCUUAAUUCCUACGAUGAGGUCUACGCCCUCCUCUCGCUUGUCGUCGAGCGAUAUUACCUACGUACCUUUGGCGGAUCAUUCACAGAGAACUUCUACUCGCUGAAGCGGGAGCGAGUUCUUCGCACUAAGAAUGGGGAGAUUCCACGCGCCCAGGUCGGCGCCGGCGGCCCCGUGCGCGACGCCCUCAAACUGCACUCGACAGACGUGUGGAAAAACCUGUUGGUGAUGGUCGGAAUCCCAUAUUUAAAGCGCAAACUUGACGAAGGAUACGACAUCCACGCCGCGCCGCAGGCGGCCCUGGUUAUGGGCGGCGGGCCACGAUAUCACCCAAGCGACGACCUGCCUCACAACCCGACUAUCCGGCAGCGAAUCUUUCACUACUAUAAGUGGUUUUUGCGCAAUGUAUACCCAUCUGUAAACGCGGCAUACUACUUCUCUAUUCUCGUCUUUAAUCUCGCCUACCUAUUCGAUAAUACCAAAUACUCAUCGCCUUUCCUUUGGCUCAUUGGCUCACGAAUUCGCCGUCUUGGAGCCGCAGAUCACCGUGCUAUUGCUGAGGUUUUGGACCCAAAGCCAGCACCCAGUGGUGGACGCUCCCAGCGACCGGGCUCUGGCCUGAUGGGCCUCUUGAGCCCCCAGAACCUCUCCCCACAGCUCCUCACAUCUCUCCGCUACUUCCUUCCCGCCUCGAUCUUCGCCCUGAAGUUCCUGGAGUGGUGGCAUGCAAGUGAUUUCUCCCGUCAAUUGGCUCGGAAAGCUACCGAAGUUCUGGACCUGCCCGCCCCUGUCGUAUCGGGCCUGACCGAUCCAGCCGAGCGACGGAAAUCCGGCCAGGAGGAGAAGGAGGAGAAGAAGAAGCAAGCGGAGCAAGAGAAGAAGUCAUCCGGAGAUUUGAAGUCUGCCCUCAAAUCGCCCCGUCGCCAUCAGCCUCCUAUUUCUGCAAGUUCCUAUCUCCCGAUUUUCACUGUCCCUCUGCCACCGGCCGAAACUUCCAGCGCCAAUACCUGCCCUGUCUGUCUGAACCAACUCGUGAACCCCACUGCUUGCCAAACAGGCUAUGUAUUCUGCUAUGUGUGUAUUUUCCAUUGGCUUAAUGGUGAACACCAACGCCAAUUAGAUUUCAUGAACGGGGAGGGUGCGGGAGCGCCUUGGGAAGAGGAGAUCACUGGCGAGGACGAAACUAUUAAGAAGUCCUUGGAUGCUGAUGAUUCCGCCGAGAAAGCAUCCCGCAAGCGUGGGGGAAGUGGGAAAGUGGCAAAGGAAGGUGUCCUGUUACAGGACGGCGAGUACUCGGUGGAACCGAGGGCUUACGGCGGGUCUUGA
Messenger RNA from Penicillium macrosclerotiorum, 1482 nucleotides. It is a transcript of the gene pex12, whose product is annotated as ubiquitin-protein ligase peroxin 12. The transcript is spliced from 2 exons. The coding region runs from base 1 to 1482 and encodes 493 amino acids. Lineage: Eukaryota; Fungi; Ascomycota; Eurotiomycetes; Eurotiales; Aspergillaceae. Gene Ontology annotation, molecular function: ubiquitin-protein transferase activity; protein binding; zinc ion binding. Gene Ontology annotation, biological process: protein import into peroxisome matrix; protein monoubiquitination. The record is from RefSeq and is a predicted model, not a curated record. Gene Ontology annotation, cellular component: peroxisomal importomer complex; peroxisomal membrane.